Messenger RNA from Monascus purpureus, 7744 nucleotides. NCBI's taxonomy places the organism in Eukaryota, Fungi, Ascomycota, Eurotiomycetes, Eurotiales, Aspergillaceae. The record is from the annotation of a GenBank genome assembly.
UCACAAAGGACCUUUUCUUCUACCAAGGAUAGUUCUAUUAUUAUCCCAGAGUGCUAGAUAGCUACAAUCAUUUCCCUAGCCCUACUUGCAACUGGACACUAUUUCAACUCGGAUUCUGUGUGGCCUUGUGCAGCAGAGAAACCACCUGCAUUUAUUUCCUUGGCGAAAGGAAAUACAGUGCUUGUUUCAUUGCUUCAUAUUCGAUAGUUCGUUGUUUAACGCGCAUUCGUUCUCACAAGGUGAACCUUCAGAUCAGUUCCGCGACCACAGCAUGCCAUGAACGGUACUCCCCGACUACGGUCUGCCUUCCCUCAGACGCCCCAAACAACCCGAGGGAUAAGGAGCUAUGAUGAAACUCCCUUGGGACCGAAGUCUCGACCAGCCACGGAGUUGAAAUCUCGUUCUGCGCGAGCACAGACUUCGGACUCGCCUCUUAUCCCUAUCGAUGUGUUAGACGCCCCGACGCAGAGAUUUUAUGUCGUGGCUUUUUAUGUCGCAUUCAAUGCCUGGCGAGUGUACGAAUCGCUGAGCGCAUCUGAUGAUUUGGAUUCGACUUGGCUUUUCUUAAAAUGGGUGUCAUUUGAUGGGAUUUUUCUCUUCGGUUUGCAAACCCUACGCAUACCGUGGCUGGAAUGGGCGUUUCCGACGACACUCGCAGCCUUUUUACUACAUGUAGCCGGGAAUAUAUUUUUAAUGUUUCGCAUUCCGGUUUGUACCGCAUUUGGCUUGGGGACUAUGCCCAGGGAGAGAUCUUGCUAAUCUGUGACCAGAUCCCCAUCGGCGCAUGGAUCUCUGGGGUGAUGAAGAUAAUGUACGACAGGGAGCUUGCAAUAUCCGAACGGCGAGUUAAACCAGGGGAUAUAAUCCACAAUGCUUCCUUAAUAUUAGGAAAGCAAAUAGUUCAUAUCCUGCCCGAGGGGUCCUCAGUCUUAAACCCAGAUCGAGUACCAAUUUGUAUCGACUCGCAAAAUAGUCCGGUCAAUCUACCUAUCCGUAUCAAUCAAACAAAUCCUAUUCUCAUAGAGCUGUUACGGGUUGACUUCGGCAGUGGUCGAAAUGAGACGAUCUCGAUUCAGUCGAAGCAGCUGAAGCAGAUGAAGCGUCAAGCGGAUAAAAAGAGUUCUGGUUCGAAAGUUCCUCACCGCGAUUUACUUUUCCCAGUGAAGAAGACUGGCAUUUAUCGCCUUCAAAGGGUAGUAGAUGAGUCAGAACUUGACGUUCAUAUGCGUCUAUCUGAUGCUCUAGUUGUUUCCUGCCCCACGGCAUCAAUUAAGGGCUUACAAUCGCAUAAAUGCAAAGGGGAGCUGUCGAAUUUGAUAUUGGAAGUCGAAGGGACGCCGCCUUUGCGUAUUAAAUACAGGAGGCAGGUGAACCAUCUUGAUCGCGGAUUCUCUUUUCAGAAUGUACAGCCGGAUAAUCUGCGUUCUCCAUUGUUAAGCCAGAAGCAGGGUAAAGUGCUAUUUAACCCGCAGCAGCCAGACAUUGCAUGGGCUCAGAGCCAAAGGAUUGAAGUUCCGCUGAACGAGUCUCUAAAUACUGACGGCGAAUGGCUUUACACAAUUGAAGAAGUCCACGAUGGUUGCGGGAACAUAGCAAAUUUCACUGCGUAUCUGGACGAAAUGGAUCGCCAACCUGCGAAAUCUUUGUCCCCAUGGCACCGGUUUUCUGUUCACGAACGGCCCAGACUCUCCUUCACCGGAUGCGACGACCGACACUUCUUAGAAUUUGCGCGAGGUGAAAGUGUGGAACUGCCGCUGAAAUUCCACCCUGCUGGCCAAGGAUACGACAGGGAUGGGCCUUUUGCACUUACUUACUCCAGUAGCACUGGGAACGAGAACGUGGAUUAUACGACAGCCAAGGUCCAUCAGUUAUCCAUUAAGAAUCUACAGCACAGGCCUUCGAUAAAGAAACCUGGAUGGUAUACGCUCAAUUCAGUCUCCAGUCAGUUUUGCUCGGGAGAGGUUCUGGAGCCCUCGUCUUGCUAUCUGCACAAUCCUCCCGAGCCUGAGUUGGCCGUCCGAUACGAGAAGAUUUUUGAUAAGUGCGCGAACAACUCAGUUGGGUUACUUGUUGACGUGGACCUGGUCGGCUCGCCACCGUUUCGUCUUCGGUAUAGCAUCGAGCAUUCAAAGGGCGUUGAAACCUUAUCUCAGACCAUCGAAGGAUCGCACGCUCAAUUUGAUUUCACGCCAGCUGAUGCAGGUCACUACCGCUACCGCUUUUUGGACAUAGCGGAUGCCGUUUAUGGACCUAGGUCUUUGAAGGAUAAAGCACCUAUCCUGGAACAGGACGUUAAACCACCUGCGUCAGCUCGUUUCCUUGGUUCUAGAGAAAUUCGCAAGGCUUGCUUUGGUGAACCGGUGUCUGUUGACGUUUCUUUCAUUGGGGAAUCGCCGUGGACUCUGGAAUACGAGCUCGUCCAUAACGGCAAAAAGACAAAGCAUCUUUUACAAUCCUGGAGCGAGAUAUCUAACAUCGUGACCGAAAGACUUGUCAAAGGUGGAGAAUAUAAUCUUGUACUGACAAGCGUCAAGGACAAAUCGAAUUGCAAAAGAUUGCUCGAAGAUAGUAUCAAGAUUUACGCUCGGUCAAAGCCGCCACAUGUCUCCUUUGGACAGAUUGAUAGGAAAAGGAGCGUUUCAGCCUUGCAAAACUCUAAAGUCGACAUUCCGCUUAGAUUGAGCGGCGAGCGACCAUGGACAAUCAGGUACAGAAAUAUCGACUCCGAUUCUCCCGCCUUUUCAAAGAUGCUUUGGGAAGAGAACAGCCUCUUGACGGUGGAACAGGAAGGUCGCUACGAGCUCGAGGAUGUCUUUGAUGCUUCCUGCCCUGGUUCUAUUGACCGGUCAGCCAAGUCAUUCGAGGUAUCAUGGAUCUCUCGACCCAGGAUAGCAGCGAUCGACGGCCACCCAGUUGGAACGUUGGGCCAAAUCGUGAAACCAGAUGUAUGCCAAGGUGACGGUGACAGCUUUGAGCUCAAGCUCUCUGGAAACCCUCCGUACAGCGUCAAAUAUGAGCAACAGCGGAAAGCAAACAGCGGAACGUCUCCCGUUCGAGUGCAGACUCUGAGGACAGCUCGGGACGUGGCUUCUGUGGAAAUGGAUACUUCUAAUGCGGGACAUUAUACGUACCAAUUUACAGAGAUCGGCGACAAUCUCUAUGACCAUGAUCGCCCGGAAAAGCCGGUAGUCGUAACGCAACAGGUCAAUCCACUUCCUUCUGCACGGUUCGAUUCCCCGGGUCGUAUCUAUAGUUUCUGCAAGGAAGAUGUGGCCGGUGACGAAUUAAUUCCUGUGACUUUCGAGGGGGUUCCUCCAUUUUCACUGGAGAUCACUAUCAAGCACCACUCGAACUCGAAGCCAGAAGUUGUGUCGAUACCAAAUAUCAAUUCCAAGAGACAUAAACUCCCCAUUCCUCGGCGUCACUUGGACUUGGGCCAGCAUGUCGUCAGCAUUCACAAGGUUCGAGACGCUCGCGGAUGCCAACGUAUUACUGAAUACGACGUCUCUUCAGUUCGGGUCUCCGUCUCGGAUGUGCCAACAAUCAUCCCACUCGAGUCUAAAGCUGAUUACUGCGUCGGAGAAAGGCUUUCCUUCUCUCUUUCUGGACAUGCUCCAUUUGACAUAUUUUACACAUUUAAUGGGGUUCAGAGAAAGGCCACCUCUCAGACCACGAAUUUCCGCCGUAUCGCAGAGAAGCCAGGCGAGUUUACUAUCACAGCUGUUAGCGAUGGAGCAAGUGGGAAAUGCAAAGCAUACAAGGAUAUAAAAAAGGUCAUACACGAGAUGCCAAGUGUUAGAGUCAACAACGGCCAGGUAUCCAUCGUCGAUAUACACGAAGGCGGGGAAGCUAAAAUUGACUUCCAGUUCUGGGGCACGCCACCAUUCGAAUUCACUUACAUUCGGAGUUCGAAUGCCAGAAAGGGGAGGAAACAAGAAAUACUUGACAUGAAACAUGAUGUUUCUUACGAACAUGUUAAGACCAUCAAAACUUCUGAUGAAGGCACUUACGAGGUCGUUGCGAUCAAGGACAAGUUCUGUUCGUUCUCCCAGAUGCCUGCAGGUUAUUCCGAGAGGGCUAUAACGGGUUCUUAAGGGUGUGGGGUUUAUGAUUUUUGGUGUUUACAUUGUAGAUAUAAUUUCAUGAUAUGUUGGCAUUAUAGCGGCGCCAUAAAGUGAUAUUUUUCAAGGCAAGAAAAAAAAGAAAAGAAAAGAAAAGACAUAAAGACGAGAGUCAACCUUCGCUCGUAUCAGUUCUGUGAACUUCGAUGCUUUCAACCAUGGUGCCACCCAGCCUGGAAAUUUCAUUCAGAAUCGCGGAGCAAUUGACCUUCACAACGUCUUUUUGUGUUUCCCUUGAAUCAGUGGGGGAUGCCGGAGAAGUCGAGUAGGCCAUCUUCAAGUUCAACUCUCUGGGCUUCAUAUUCUGUGGGUUCCAAAGGCCCGCAAUCACGCUGCAAUGCUCACCCCCAUGGAACAGGAGAAUGCUUUGGUUGUAGCACGCUUGCAAAUCCCGAACGAAAUAACGAAGCGCAGUAGAUUUGCUUGCUCUGCCUGUGGUGUGGUUAUCCAAAUUUUUAAACUUGGAAGGGAGUGGUCGGUCGACUAAUAAUUUGGGACGUAAAUUGAUGACAAAGUCGUAAGGAGCUAAGGACGUGUGGAAGAGAUCGUGCACAUCAAGAGAAUCCCCCUUCUCUCGCAACAAUUUUAUUGUCGCCUUUGCCAACGUGGAUAUCCUAGCCGCGACAACUUUGGGUGGCAUUUCGUAUUGUGUCCAAGUAACACCAUCGUGGUCAAUAUCCGACGCCGCAAAUAGAGUAAUGUUGUUCAUAGCUGGGUCAAUACUCCGCCAGGCAGCAAAACGAGUGUUUAUCGCUUCAAUAUCCUGCUGGUUAAGCUCCCCACCCAAAUCGGCAAUUAGCGGUUCCUGCUGCCAAUCCCAUCUCGAAAGAAAAUGAAUAGUUCUCAAGAAGCCGGCCAUGACACUUGAUGGAGUGUCCCACGGCUGUGGCUGAGUAAAUGUUCGCGUCGUAAGUAAUUCGAUCAGUUCUUCGUUGAUGUGUGCAGCAAAAAGAUGAGCAUUGAACCAGUGUUUCACAAGGCGUACAGUCGGUGAUAGUAGCGGAAAUCGCGUGCAGAGAGUACGAAUUGCUUGCGUAAGGCGAGGAGCUUGAACGAAGAGGCGCUUGUAUGCGAACAGAGCAUACGCUAUCUGCUCUCUUGUUUGAGAGCCAAUGCCUUUCUCCUUUAGUUGACGCUCUAACAAUGUCUGCUCCCGGUCGUGGUGAAUUCUCAGGCGAAAGGUGAUUCCAGAUACAUGAGCAAUGUCCAAGAAUGCACUAUUCAAGAUCUUGCUAGAUUCGUUUUCCAGCCCAACCCGGCACAACGAAGCAACGCCUGAUGACUCCAGUGAAUCACCUAUUUUAAUUAGGAAGGCUACCUUGGUCAUCUGAAUUGCUGCUAGGUCAUCUGGCCAUCGUCCAGAACUCUCAAAUUGAAGGACAAGAUCCACAGGUUUGCUCGCGGCAUGGACUUGGAGAGACGUGUAUCGGAAAAGCGGGCUAGCUGGAGACAGUUGCCUAACUGUUAGUGGGACAUCGUCCAUGGUUUGGAUAGAUCUUUCCAAAGAUGUGAAGGCACUUGUUAUCGUUUGGAAUGAUGGGUCAGAGUACGAGAGGAUAUUGUCGCCCACGCUGCGGAGUCUUUCGUCGUAUGCGUCACCAAUGUAUCUGAUAUCGCUCUCCGUUAUUGCAAAAUGACAGCGCAGUAUAUAGACAAGAAUUUGGUAUAUUAUAGAUGGCGCAGAAGGCAGAUCAGACCAUACUAAGCUUUCGAGAAUGCUGCCAUCUUUGAAGCGUCUCAGCUCAGCCUUAUCUCCCCAAAAGGAUCGGAAAGACGCUGCUUCAUCUCGUUCUUCGGCGGAUGGGCCAUGAUCAACAACGCGCGUAGAAUUUUCGGGGUCUAAUAGAAGACCCACGAACAGCGUCUGGACUGUCUUCUUUGGUGAACGUUUUGCGUGAACAGACCAAGCUCCAGCACCGCAGCUUGAGAGAAAGAUGAGUUUAACCCUGUUUCCCAAAGCCCUCGACAGUACAUCGUAAAUGGCAGAUUGACAGCGAACUGCCUCGGAUACUUCUCCAUUGUACAGGAAAGGGAGGGAGACAAGCCGGUCGAACCUAAGCAUAGGCUCGCUGACUUUGACAAUAAAGACCCGUUCAAAGUUAUCAUGUCGUGAGUCAUUCAACAUCUUCAAAGUAAUCACCGUCUCAUGGCGAAGGAGAGCAUAGGACCAUGGAGUCAUUUUAUACAAAAUAUUCAAUCCUCUCUUACCAUCAUAAAGGACGGGUCCACCCUGCGGGAAUGAAAUUCCGGUAGCAAACAGUUGCAAAGGUUGAAUUAGAUUCCUCCCUGCAAUGAAUUGCAACGUAGCCUUAAAAAGUUGAUAGCUGCUGUAUGACUUUGAAAGUAUAGGUUUCCCAUUUGGACCUCCACCUUCAAACAGGAGAGACAGGAGUGCGGCCCACUCAAAGCCUCCAAAUCCACCACCUUGAAAUGAUGACCGGAAACCUCGUUGACGCAGCCAAAUCCGACCGAGUAUACAAGCGUCCCUGAAUGAGUCGCACUUCUGAGCUGCCGAAUACACGUACUUAUGGUAAAGAGCCACCGUAGCCUCUGACCGAAGAGCAGAGUUGUAAAAUGUGGUAGAUUUCUCUGCAGAGGGUUGGGAUUUGUCCUCGGAAGACCCGUCGCGUAUGUUAUUCCUCGUUGGAAGAGUUUUCGACAACGGAAACACGGUAUCCUCGAUAGCAGUAAUUAUACGAAUUCGUGACCUAGAUCUCGCCGAUUUGUCCUCUCCGGAAUUUACAGGUUCCAAAGUGAUGACAGGACGAAGGCUGUCCCCAUCAUGCAUUUCAAACUUGAGUCGAAGGUCAAGGUCCUUCGUUUCUCGAAUCGCCGCAGCGAUACAUGCAAUAUAGUACGCCCGUUUGUGGAAAUACCUAUAAUUGACAUAGUCCUUUUCCUGGAAGAUCGAGCUUGGCAUCGUUACAGCCAAAUCAGUCACAUAAGGUUCUGCUGUUCUCGUGCCUGUUCUAAGAGCGAAACUUCCGACGACGUUUAUAUUCACCGGCUUAGCGUAUGACAGCAAAUAUUUUGUAUCCUUCCCGGGACGUGGUUCAGGGAAUGGCACGACAAUGUCAUGCUCUGUGCGUAGUUCCUUUUCCGCAUCAACAGCCAAUUUCGGCAGUCUCUCCGGAAAACGUUCAAUGGCCGCCUUCAAUUUGUGGAGAGUAUCGCGAAUUCGUGAUCCUUGACUAUCAUAAUUUGGCCUCGAAUCAGCAAGCAACUCGUCCAUCUGCAGCUUGAAGAAACUGGAUUUGUAUAACCCGGUGGCAGAAGCCAGCUCCGCAGAACGAUAGCCAUCUCCCCGCUUGACUAUUGCACCAUUCGUUGAGGGCUUCGAUCUGAGAAGAUCUUUGGUUGGCAGAUCUCCGCUCGCUGUGGUAUACUUUAAAUCAGUAUUGACCGGCAGUCCCUGGCUUCUCUGGCUGGUGAGAUUUGGUGGUUGGUCAACUUCUGGAGAAGAGCUAAGCUUCCUUCUCUUCGCAGCAUGAGGCGACAUCCUGAGGUUUAAUUGACUAUUGCUAAGUGUCAAAAACGGACCCUCUGGUUUCCGCGACAGCGUCCAGGCAGCUGGAAGAAAGCAAAAAAAGCCAGACGGCACGCGAAGCCGACGCCAACUCGAU